AUGUUUAAUACAAAAUUUAACUUUAAAAGGAGGCUUGUGCCGCUGUAUUCGUCUUUGUUAUUGAUUUUAUUUAUUAGUGCUGUGUCCCCAGGUGCAAAUGAUUUACACUUCUAUGAUGGAGUUUCUACAGCAGAUGUUAUAUUUGGCGAUGUAUUUUUCGAAAUAUUGGAUCCACCUGAACUCAGGUACUCUUAUAGAAUCAGGCCCGCAAAAGAUUUUGGAGCCCCCUUUAAUGAGAGUAUACGUUUCGAAAAUACUCGUUUAGUUCCCACAAUACCUCUUCACAGUUGUGCCGAUAUUGUCAAUCAUGAAGAUAUUGUUGGGCAAAUUGCUUUAUCAGAGAGAGGGGAGUGUUCAUUUGUAUAUAAAACAGCAAAAGCUCAACAAGCUGGAGCGAGAGCAAUCAUUAUUACUGAAUCAAUAGACAAAUGGGAUGACAAUCUUGAUCACCUAAUAGAAAUGGUUGAUGACAAAAUGGAGCUUGAUGUUAAUAUACCAGCUGCAUUUCUUCUUGGUCGAAGUGGUGCAACAAUAUUACGUACAUUAAGAAAAUUAAGGAAAACUUAUGCAGUUGUGAAUCUGCCCAUCAAUAUGACGCAUGUGCCAAUUAGUAAAAUGAACCAACCACCUUGGAUAGCAUGGUAA
Messenger RNA from Arctia plantaginis, 645 nucleotides. Lineage: Eukaryota; Metazoa; Arthropoda; Insecta; Lepidoptera; Erebidae. The record is from the annotation of a GenBank genome assembly.